Molecule: messenger RNA, 3123 nt
Organism: Doryrhamphus excisus (bluestripe pipefish)
Lineage: Eukaryota; Metazoa; Chordata; Actinopteri; Syngnathiformes; Syngnathidae
Product: E3 SUMO-protein ligase ZBED1
Molecular function (GO): DNA binding; protein dimerization activity
Source: RefSeq, a predicted model, not a curated record
CAGCAUCGAAGAAGUCAUGGUUGAAACUCGCUGUCAUUAAACCAAAACAAGAAGACCGGAAGAAGGAAAAAAAGGAUCGAGAACGUUUCAAAAUGACUUCGGAAUCAGACAACAUUAUCAUUGAAGAGGCCCCUGCCAGUUUUAAAUCGUUUGUAUGGCAGUAUUUUGGCUUUCCAUUGGAUAUAAUAGACGGCAACCGAGUGACGGACAAAACACGGACGAUAUGUAAGCUCUGCCAGAAAAGAAUGCCUUACACCGCAGCUAACACCAGCACUAUGCAAAGACACAUCCAAAACCACCACAGCUGGAUACUAAAAUCACCUGUGAAGAAACCGGUUAAAUGCCAAGCAACUCUAGCGGGUUCCAGAGCCGAAACAAUAACCAGAGACAUCGGUGUUUUUAUUGCAGCUGAUAUGAGGCCAUUUUCUGUGGUGGAAAAUAAAGGAUUCCGGCGACUACUCCACACCCUGGAACCCAAGUACACAAUUCCACCACGCACGUAUUUUACAUCCACUGUGGUGCCGAACCUCUAUAAAGAAACAAAGGCUAGCGUUGUGCAGACACUGAAAGAGGCAGAAAGCAUCGCAUUAACAACAGAUAAUUGGAUAUUAAGAGGUACUCAGAGUUAUAUAACAAUAACAGCGCACAUAAUUAACAAUGCAUGGGAAAUGAAAAGUGUUGCACUGCAAACCAAACCGCUAUUCGAGUCCCAUUUAUGUGAUUUUUUGCAAGAAGCAGUCACUGACUGGGACCUUCAGAGAACAAACCGCACCAUUGCUGUUGUUACUGAUAACACAGAAGUAACCGUGCGCGAGGCGGGGUUGGAACCGCACAUUAAGUGUUUUGCGCACACUAUAAACCUUGCAACGCAAGCCGGCCUCGGCGUCCCACGUGUCACUCGCUUGCUCGGACGGGUGAGACGCGUGGCUGCCUUUUUUCACGGGAAUUCCACAGCCACCGCAGUGUUUACAUCCAAACAGAUGCAACUGCAACUUCCGUCACAUGAGCUAAUCACCGACGUGACGACGCGGUGGCUUAGCACUCUGGAGAUGUUGUCUCGUUAUCUGGAACAACAAGCCGCCAUAGCGGCAGCUCUCGCCAGCCCUGAGAUAAGACAAAACAUCAGAUAUCUUGAUACGCUCGACAGCUGCGAUAUCAGAGAUGCCGAAGAUCUGGUGAAGCUGCUGUAUCCAUUGAAGACGGCCACGACGGUUUUAUGCGAGGAGAAACGUCCGACCGUGUCGCUCAUCGCGCCGCUGAAGAGCAUGAUCGAACAGAGCAUGACGCCGAAUGACGGCGAUUCCACCACCGUGGCCGACACCAAGACUGCUAUUCUGAGGAAUAUUGCAGACGGAUACAGCGGGGAUUCGUACGACUAUCUGCUGGAGUGCACGGCCUUGGAUCCAAGAUUCCGGACUCUACCUCAGCUAGAUAGUGACCAGUGUGAGGCGGUCUUCCUGAGGGUGCAGAACAAGGCCAAACAGUUGCAGCAAUAUCAGACCAUGUCCUGGGAGAGAGAAGAAGAUGCAGCUGGUGGAGCUCCAUGUACCGCUGUGAAAACCGAGCCCGAAGUGACAGAACCCGCUCCCAAAAAGACAGCGCUCGAGGACCUGCUAGGAAACUCUUUCUACGCCGAUCCGGAGCAGUACAACAGAUUAGAACGAGCCGAGAGAGAAAUGCAGAACUACAGGAAAGAGCCCUCCAUCCCUCUCAGCAGCUGCCCUCUGAAGUGGUGGCGUGAAAACUGCGGACAGUACCCUUUGCUGUCUUACCUCGCCAAAGCAUGCCUUUCUGUCCCCGCUACCUGUGUUCCAAGUGAACGCAUCUUCUCAACUGCAGGAGAUAUAGUUAGUGCCCAAAGGUCUCAACUCCUGCCAGAAAAUGUCAAUAUGUUCAUAUUUUUGAAGAAGAACAUGGCCUUAGCUUAGCUUAGGCUAGGCUGUGGAGUUGUAACGUGUUGUUGCAUGCUUGAAAUAAAAAAAAAAAAACCUUAGCUUCUAUUUGCACUCUAUGACGGAGUAUAAGGCCACAAAAAAGAUUUCAAGAGUAAAGUUGUAAAUUUACCUGAAUAAAGUCGUCCAUUUACAAGAACAAAAGUCGUACAUUUACGAAAAAAAAUGGUAGCAAAUUUGAGAAAAGACAAAAAAAAUUUCGAGAAUAAAGUUGUAUAUUUACAAGGAAAAAAGUCGUAAAUUUACAUUAAUAAAUUUGGAUAUUUACUAGAUAAGUUGUACAUUCACGGGAAAUAAAGUCGGAAAUUGCCUUUGCACAAGGCUAAAGGUCACAUAAGCCACCGUUUUUCAUAGCUUUCUCAGGCAAUAGGGACACAUUGGAAAAAAAGCCUUCAGAUUUCGAGAACAAAGUUGUAAAUUUAUGAGAAUAUAGUCGUACAUUUAAGCAAAAAAAAAAAGUCAUAAAUUUACGAGAGUAAAGUAUUAUAUUUAUGAGCGGGGAAAAAAGGCAAAAAUGUAUAAUGUAUAAUAAUGUAUAAAGUCAACAUUUAUGAGAAAAAACUAAAAUUAAUUAAUUCAGAAUAAAAGUAAAUUAAUUAAGAAUAAAGUUGUACAUUUACUCAAUAAAAGUUGUAAAUUCACAGGAAAAAAAAUUGUACAUUGCCUUUGCCUAAGUACAAAGGUCACAUAAACCACCGAUCUAUGUAGCUGUUCAAGGCAAUAUGUUAUUGCGCAAUUAUUAAGCAAUCGGGCCACAUUAAAAAAAAAAUUAAAAAUUCAUAUUUCGAGAAAUCAUGUCUUUGCCCAAGGCCAAAGGUCACAUAAGCCACCGCUUUUCAUAGCUGUCUCUGGCAAUGAUUAUUAAAAUAAAUCGGAGAUUUCGAGAAGUCGUAAGGUCUAGGCAUGCUAAUCGCGUUAUUUUCGUUAAUUUAUUCUCAUAAUAAUUUCGCAUAGAUGUAUGACUUUAUUCUCACAAAUUUACAACUUAAUUUCUAGUAAAUUUUACGACUUACGAAUUUUCUCAUGGCCCAAAUAAUCCGUUGUCGCACUCUGUGUAACACUGUUUUUAAGUUUGAUCAUUAUGUUGUUUCAGUUUCUAUUUGUGUAAAGAAGUUGAAUAGUUAAUGCAUUCAAAGUUAUAAAUUAAAACGGUUCCAAAUGUUGAAAAUAA